Messenger RNA from Fusarium musae, 564 nucleotides. RefSeq lists its product as uncharacterized. NCBI's taxonomy places the organism in Eukaryota, Fungi, Ascomycota, Sordariomycetes, Hypocreales, Nectriaceae. Gene Ontology annotation, molecular function: protein binding. Bases 1 to 564 code for a protein of 187 amino acids. The record is from RefSeq and is a predicted model, not a curated record. The transcript has 2 exons.
AUGGCACCCAAACUUACGGAAGAAGAGAUCGAUGAUCUUAUUUACUUUGCGCGCGCAGGAGAGCAAGAAGAUUUGACUGAGACUAUUAAGAGCCUGGCGGAGCGAGAGAAUGUCAGCCCUGCUGAGAUUGUAGCGGCUGCUCAAGAUGCUUCCAACAAGUCAACAUGUCUACACAUGGCGACAGGAAAUGGCCACCUAGAAAUUGUCAAGCAACUCAUCCAAUAUUUUGAUACCCAACCAAAGGAGCAGAAGCAGGCAUUCCUAGACGAGGCAAACGAGGCCGGAAACACAGGUCUGCACUGGGCAGCAUUAGGCGGUCACCUCGAUGUCAUCAAGCUGCUCCUGGAGCAAGGUGCUUCCCCCGCGCUGGCAAACGAGCAGAACUACGUUCCUCUCGAUUUGGCGUACUUCAACCACAAGAACGAUGUUGCAGAGUACUUUCUGUCAACUGCUAAGAAGCUUGAGGAAAAGAACCAAGAAGAGGGUGGCCUGAGCGCUGCUGUUGGGUCAGUUGAGAUCGAAGAGGGAGAUGAGAAGGCUGAGGAGAAGAAGGAGACUUCAUAG